Molecule: messenger RNA, 645 nt
Organism: Phytophthora sojae
Lineage: Eukaryota; Oomycota; Peronosporomycetes; Peronosporales; Peronosporaceae
Exons: 2
Coding region: 1-645 (214 amino acids)
Source: RefSeq, a predicted model, not a curated record
AUGGAUGUGGACGAAGAGCGUGAAUUUCGUCGCCGACACGACAUGACCGACUUUUCCGCCAAGAACAAGCUCCCAGAGCCUCCAAAGGCUAAGGACAUUGCUGACAUCUUAGCUGCGCUGGAGGUGCUGUCACUGCUUUCCAUGACAGGACCAGAGGCCGUCCCAGAAUUGGUGGCAUGGAUUGACGACUGUUUUGAGCAAUUCCGAUCGUAUCUCGUGCGUCAAGACCUGGUGGCGGCGGCGGACGUGAAGAUGGGCUUUCAAUUCAACAGCGAGUCUUACGCCCGGGUGGUGCAUCGUGUGACGAACCUGAGAGUCGAGGCAGCGACGAGAGCACCCCCUCGAAGAACCGACACUCGACACAGAGGAGCUCAGCGCAAGACGAAGGGCGCUCACCAACCCUCAAUCAUCCCGGUUCCUCAAGCGGUUGUGGCGGCUUUACCUAUCCGGAAGGGGAAAAAGCUCUGCGUGAGAUUUUUGUCGGUAGACGGUUGCCCUGGUGACGGCGACACCUGUGUGUACGACUAUCGAGGUCAUUUCGUACCAACAAGGCUACCAACGAUUGUCAAAACGUUUAUCGCCAAGGCUUACGGUGGGAUGCGAGCUACCAGCUCAGAGAAAGAAGAGGGGGCCACAGACGCGUGA